AUGUUCUUACCAGCCAUGAAUCUCCGUUUGGUGGUUUUAGGCUUAGGAUAUGGGCUUGUUGGUGCAUCAACCGCACCCAUAGGAGAGACAGUUCCACUGACAGGUCUUUCUUCCGGCAUCUCGGUUGGUUCACUUAUCGAAUCUAGCAUCAUCAAACUCCGCCUGAGCAAUGCCAAAUUCACGGGGAGGUUGGUCACCGUGACGCUAUUGCGCAAAAGACGUCGAGUGGCCUUCUCAGCUAAUGCUCUCAUUGUUUUCACGCCUGCGUACUCCUCAAAUGUUGGCGGAUCUAGUUCGAAUACCGGAUCGUACAUAAGCAUGGCUGACAAUGCUCCUGGAUUGACAAUUAUACGCUUGUCUGAGCGUAUCACUCCGGUAUCCUCCAGUCGAUCAAAAUGUGGAUGCUACGAGAUAUCAGGUACUUCGGAAAAACCCACAACAACAUAUCGACGCAAGAAAGGAAGAAAGCACUCAUCCAGCCGAGCGUGGAUCAUGUCUCCUCCAUUGGACUGUCGAGGUCAGGAAACGGAUCAAUUACCGCCUGAUCGACAAUCAGCAGAAGUACCUGAGCAACCAAUAUUUCGACUGUUCCUAUCUACGUUUGGACAACCUGACCAAAAGCACAUACCUACCUCGCUGUUAAAGAACAAGACGCGACCGUCGUACGUGCCCACGACUACCUUUGUGCCUUCGCACGCGAAAGUUGCACAUGUGAUUAUGGUUUUGGGCCCGAAAUUUCGUGAAACACCACUAGCUGCAGUGGAGGACGUUGUUACUUGA
Messenger RNA from Opisthorchis viverrini, 780 nucleotides. RefSeq lists its product as hypothetical. The transcript has 4 exons. The coding region runs from base 1 to 780 and encodes 259 amino acids. The record is from RefSeq and is a predicted model, not a curated record. Lineage: Eukaryota; Metazoa; Platyhelminthes; Trematoda; Opisthorchiida; Opisthorchiidae.